CCAUUGCUAUAACAACCGCGGGGCGGUCGGUCGGUCGGCGUGACUCGAUGGCACAGCGGCUCGACUGCCAAGUGUCAUCCACCUGCAAGUGGACCGACCUCUGCUGCGCACAGCAUCACCACAGGAGGAAGAAGAGGAGGAAGAGCGCGUGCUUCCCCCGUUCAAGUCAGUGAUGUGAGCAGCGGGGAGGCUCAGGCUCCGCUACGUCAGACAGAUUAGUCAAAUAACCUCUCGGGGUAGGACAUACCUCCCCCUUGGGCUCGGCGCUGACAGUUAGCCAGGAAGCGUGGCGAAACACUGAAGUGCACUACUUUUUUUCCUUUUUUUUUUCUUUGUUUCCUUUUGGUUUGUUUCGGGGUUGGGUGAGACGACUGCGGUGUUGCUCCUCAUCUCCUCCUCCUCCUCCUCCUCCCCUUUCCUGAACCCCCCGUGCGAAAUGGCGAAAGAAAACGGCGAGUCCAGCAACGGAUCCUGGAAGAAGAUCGUCGAUGACGUCAAGAAAAUAUUUGACUUCAAAGAAGUCCUCGGCACCGGUGCUUUUUCUGAGGUCGUGAUGGCUCGGGAGAAGGCCACAGGAAAGAUGGUUGCAAUCAAGUGCAUUCCCAAAAAAGCUCUCAAGGGGAAGGAAACGAGCAUCGAGAACGAAAUCGCCGUUCUCAGGAAGAUAAAGCAUGAGAAUAUAGUGGCUCUGGAAGACAUCUAUGAGAGCUCGAAUCACCUUUACCUCAUAAUGCAGCUGGUGUCCGGAGGUGAACUCUUUGAUCGGAUUGUGGAGAAGGGUUUCUACACAGAGAUGGACGCCAGUCGGCUCAUUCGGCAGGUUUUGGAUGCGGUCAACUACCUGCACUCCAUGGGCAUCGUGCACAGGGACCUGAAGCCUGAGAACCUGCUGUAUUUUAGUCCUCACGAUGACUCAAAGAUCAUGAUCAGUGACUUUGGCCUGUCAAAGAUGGAGGGGACGGGCGGCGUCAUGGCCACGGCCUGCGGGACUCCUGGAUACGUGGCUCCAGAAGUUCUGGCACAGAAGCCUUACAGCAAAGCUGUGGACUGUUGGUCCAUUGGAGUCAUCGCUUACAUCCUGCUUUGUGGCUACCCCCCUUUCUACGACGAGAAUGACUCAAAGCUCUUCGAGCAGAUUCUCAAGGCAGACUAUGAGUUUGACGCGCCGUACUGGGAUGACAUAUCCGAUUCAGCCAAAGACUUCAUCAGCUGUCUAAUGGAGAAGGACCCAGAGAAGAGGUUCACGUGCGAUCAGGCUCUUGAGCACCCCUGGAUUGCUGGAGACACAGCUCUGUGCAAGAACAUCCACGAGUCAGUCAGCCGGCAGAUGAGGAAAAACUUUGCCAAAAGCAAGUGGAGGCAAGCUUUUAACGCCACGGCUGUGAUCCGCCACAUGAGGCGCCUGCAGCUGGGCACCAGCUUUGGCAGCAGCAUCCAAAGCUCCAACUCCGUGUCGAGCCCUCAGGGCCGAGCUCCAGCCAAGAGCCAGUCUGUGGACUGUGCGCCGCUCUCCCUGAAGGACUGUCCUCCCAUAUCACCUCUACCGUCCGCUGUUAAAGUGUUCAAUCAGGACUCUGACGCCUCCGCUCCGGCUCCACGGGAUGACUCUCCAGCGGUGGCUGAGCCGCCACGACCGCGACCCUCCACUGUUACCGUCAUCCACACGGGGACUAAAUGACGCCAGGUUCCGCGGGAGGUGAGCUGGGAGACCACAGAGCUUUGAGACGUGGGGGGAGUUAAUCAAACCAAGCCCCCUGCCCAGGCUUCGUGAAUCAGUAUCGUCGCCCAGUUCUCCAAUCCCGCAACCUCCCGUUGGUUUCUGGCAAGCGUGGGAGGAAUUUCCGGAGCGCUGGCUCCGCUCCGUUUAGCAUGGCUGAAUCUGUACAGAGACCUGGAGGUCUCGCCUGAAAAGUGUGACCUGCUGUGAGAGGUCCACAAAAAGAUGACGCUGCUGUCUGGUUUUCUGUUUUCUUGACUGUGACGGGACACUCCGAUGUAUGCCUUGUGUAAAUAUUCUGCCUGGAUUCGUUGUCAUGUUUAUGCAAGUGAAACAUAAGCUUCAAACUGUGGUAAAUACCUAUAACUUCACCUGCACCCAGAACUCCGCUUGGUUCGCACAGCUCUCGUUAACUUGCUGCGAUAUUUUUCUCGCGAUGGCUCACAGCGCACCGACUUCCAGCAAAACGGCAGUCAGUUUAGUGUCUGCUUUUUGGAUGUGUAAUCGCUGAACCUGGGCAGGACAAACCCAAUCACUGAUGACCGCAGUGGGCUGGUGCACUUAUGUCUUGGUGUAUUUAUUUUCUUAUAUCACUCAUUUAUCAUAAAACUGGACUAAAAGCUACUGUAUUAUCUGUCAAAAAUAGAGGAUUACUGAGAGAUUUUUUUUUGUUUUUUGUUAUGGGUCUGAAGUCUUCCCCGACCACAGGAGGGCGCCACGGGUUGUUGCUUUAUGACCAGUUCUCAGGGAUCUGCAGGGACAUGAACAUGAAGCUAACCAAACUUCUCAAUAUGAUCAAGCACUGAUUUUUCUUUUUAAUCCAAAUUAUUAUUAAAUUAUUUAAAUGUUCAAACAAAAAUUCUCCUAAUUUGCUGGUACGGACAUCUUUUCUUAUCCAGGCGGAUCUUUUAAAAUAACUUUAAAGGAGAUGUUCCUUUGUGAUGUGAGCAAAGUAAAAUACAAAGCGAGGAAUUCCGAUUGGUCGUCCCAUUGCAGUCAGGUCAGUAUUGUACAGUUGAGUCGUAUAAAUAUUGUGCUCUGCUUCCGCUCAUGAUCUGGCAGCUCUGGGAGCAGCUCAGUCACUGUAUUUAAUCACUGUGCUUUCAUACCAGCCUGUUGAAUUUCACAGAAAGACUCUUUGUCCUUCUGUCUCCCACUCGUUCUCCAGAGACUUUCACACAGAGAGGAGAUGGGAUCUGUCUUUGUAUUUUCUCUGUGGUGCCUCUAUUUAAUUUCACUCACCUAACAUGAAUGUGUGUGUGUGGGGAUGGGGGGAAUACAUGUGAACAUGCCCGACUCAAAGGGCUUUGCAGUCUUGAAUCAUGCACAACUCUGGUAAAUAUUGAAAUGGAUUUGAGCAUCUACUUAUUGUAAAUACAAAGCUCUACAGUAUUUACUCUGAACUUGUGUGUAUUCUUUGAUUAUUUUUUUUUCACAGUAAUAUUGAGAGACAGUAAAAGACGCAGAUGAAAGGCUGUUUAUGCUUUUAUUGAAACUAAAUAUGAAAUUACAAUUUUCACACAUCACUACAGUAAAUAUAUAUGAAGCGGUUCACACUGAUGCUCCUAUAUGUAAUGAAAAUAAAAGUUUGAAUUUGA
Molecule: messenger RNA, 3315 nt
Organism: Oryzias melastigma (Indian medaka)
Lineage: Eukaryota; Metazoa; Chordata; Actinopteri; Beloniformes; Adrianichthyidae
Gene: camk1db
Product: calcium/calmodulin-dependent protein kinase 1Db
Exons: 11
Coding region: 437-1678 (413 amino acids)
Biological process (GO): peptidyl-serine phosphorylation
Cellular component (GO): cytoplasm; intracellular anatomical structure
Molecular function (GO): calcium/calmodulin-dependent protein kinase activity; calmodulin binding; ATP binding
Source: RefSeq, a predicted model, not a curated record